Messenger RNA from Fomitiporia mediterranea MF3/22, 1336 nucleotides. RefSeq lists its product as uncharacterized. The transcript is spliced from 3 exons. The record is from RefSeq and is a predicted model, not a curated record. Bases 1 to 531 code for a protein of 176 amino acids. NCBI's taxonomy places the organism in Eukaryota, Fungi, Basidiomycota, Agaricomycetes, Hymenochaetales, Hymenochaetaceae.
AUGAAACCGCCGUUGCAGACUCAAGUUGACAAAGCAGCGGCAGGGACUGGCUUGCUAUUCCAGGGCGCGUACAGCACGCUUGUAGGGCAGCAACUUGUCAGAGACCCUGCUGUGAGAUGGAAAAUGCGCGUCGGAGGGAUAUUGCCGUCAUUCUUGUGGGACGAUAAACUACCAGGGACGCGCUCGCCCUUUAGCGUCAUCCUCCGUGCCCAACGGUCUUCUCCCCAGUCCACCACCAUCGCUCUCGUUACCUUCUCAGUCCCGCGUCCGCCUCUCCCGAUUCUCUUCGAUUUCAAAGCCUCGUGUUUCUCAGAUAAGUCUACUAGCCGUCCACCAGAAUCUGCGCUCUCUCGCCCAUGUCUUUGCUUCCGGACGGUCCUCGUUGCCAAUGUCCAGCCACUACUUGCUAGCUCUGCCCUGUUCUCGACUCUGGACGGUCAACAAACCGUCUCUGUCGGCAUUCGGGCAUCCUCGGCUCCCUUACUGGUCCUCGACCCUGCCGCCGGUAUACCCUUGAGAUGGUCCGACUGACGGAGCCUUUGAGGGCAGGUUCCGUGUCAGAUUUCGCUCGCCGACUCCUCAUGUGAACGGCAUCCAGCCACUCUCUCCGAUCCCUGAUCAAUUUGCUGUGUUAGCCACUUCCAUCACAUGCAGUAUGCGCUCGUCCUUUCGGAAUCAGAAGUUUUUCACGUCAGUUCAAGGACACGCAGGCAAUCCUGUCAUCCAAAUAACUUCUAUGCCUAAUUAUUGCUUUGCUUCCCCCUAAAGUCCUCGAGAUCACCAUUGAAGAUCCUAUCGCCUUUUCCUUCAAAUGGACGGGGAAUGCGUGAACACCGAAUUGCUUAUCCUGGGUAUUCAUCGGCUGGGAAAACCGCGCAUCAAGGACGCCGCUCACUCGGGCUCACAUUAAUAACACUAUCUUUAAUCAAUGUGAAUACUGUCUGUUCCAAGCAUUAAGAAACCUCGAGGCACUUUGUGUUCUUUGCUCAGCUUCAAGUCCGAAAUAGAAAUGCGAGUGUGCAAGUACGCAACGCUUCGUCCUCGUGUUCGCACUCGUUUCAAUCCUAGACACCCAGAAUUUAAUUACCCAGGACAUAGUCGGUUCGACCGCUAUUUGAAAUGCGUUCCUCGAUAGCCUCAUUGUUUCUGACCCUCUACAAAGGUAUAUCUUCUUUCCAAGGCGGUUGCAGAUGAGCGUUCUCACCAUUUUUCCGUUAUUGACGGAGGGACUAUUUGGACAACCAGCCAGCAUUUAACAAACUAACUCAAUUGUUCAGCCCUUCCGUUUUCGUAUCAGAUUGCUUCUCCAAAUACAUGGGUGUCCAUUCACCAUGAU